Molecule: messenger RNA, 5248 nt
Organism: Xiphias gladius (swordfish)
Lineage: Eukaryota; Metazoa; Chordata; Actinopteri; Istiophoriformes; Xiphiidae
Gene: map3k21
Product: mitogen-activated protein kinase kinase kinase 21
Exons: 11
Coding region: 986-3781 (931 amino acids)
Biological process (GO): protein phosphorylation
Molecular function (GO): JUN kinase kinase kinase activity; ATP binding; protein binding
Source: RefSeq, a predicted model, not a curated record
CAGCACCUAGAGCGGCGGCAGCGUCCCGCAGAUCAGCCACUGCUGGGUCCGACUCGGCGACAACGGCGAUUUGGGGGGUUGUUUUGAUUAAGGUUCAAGGAUUUUUUUUUUUCUCCAUCUUUUUAUUCCCGUAUUGUUGCGUUGAAAUCCAGGAUGUUUGAUGCGCUUUCUAAUCGGCGUUCAACCCUUGACUGUUCUGCAAGUCACCGACGGAGAAAUAAACUUGGGAAUAACCGAUCUUAAAGCUGAGAGGAGCAAGUUUUCCAACUGCCGUAGUAGUCAACAGGCUGACCUAUGCUAAGCUAACCCACUAGCCAAAAGUCUGGAAUUUCUUGUUAAAAGUCCACAAGCGAACAAGCGAACUUUAAGUUUCGGGACUCGGUGACUAGAUGACGUUUACUGGCAACUUUGACAGAGAAACCAGCCCCUCGCAGUCUCACUUUAUAUUGGUCCGAGUGGCCGGUGCAGGUGCACCUCUUGCGGCACCUGCGAAAACAGUAACUUAGCUCUAUCGGUAGACGGUAGCUAACUUUAGCUCGUUCAUGUUAGCAUGAAGCAAAAGCAGAGACUAUGCCGUUGAAUAAAUUUUCUCUCGUAGAGGAGAUUUUUUUGAGAUUUAAGUCUUCAGUUGCUAAGUCCCAAUGUUGUAUUUCUAUUUAGCCGUCAGCCCAUAAAGUGGUGACAUUAGCUAAAAAGUAUUUCGGCUAAACUUAGCCAGCAACCCCGCUAGCUAGUUAUUGACCCUCACACUUUUACCGGAGUGGCGACGUGGAUACAGGGUUGUGAACGUUCUCUCUCACAGGACUUUGGACACAGUGUGACCCUGCCGUGGGUUGCGCUGGGACUUCCCCUCUGUUCUCAUCAGCUAGCCUCGUAAAUGUGACAGCAUGAGGAUUUCAAAAAGUUACCUCUUACCAUUUUAAAGUUUUCAUUUUGUUCUAAAAGCUCUGCACCCUAUGGUGCCGCUACGGCCACCGAGAAAUGGAUGUCUCGCAGGCCGCUUUCCCAAACGGUGAAGGGCGGCCGGGAGGCGGUGGGACCGGGGAGCAUGCCUGGACAGAUUCACCCACAGUUCGGGCGUGGGCUCACUCUGCCCCGCUCUGCACGACUCGGUCCCUGUGGACAGCCGCGUACGACUACGAGGCAAGCGGCGAGGACGAGCUCAGCCUCCGGCGAGGGGACGUGGUGGAGGUCCUGUCCAAGGACGCAGCGAUCUCCGGGGAUGAAGGAUGGUGGACAGCACCCCAACAUUAUUAAACUGGAAGGAGUGUGUUUGGAGGAGCCCAACCUGUGCCUGGUUAUGGAGUAUGCCCGAGGCGGGACACUGAACCGGGUGUUGACCGGAAGGCGAAUCCCUCCACACAUCCUGGUCAACUGGGCCGUGCAGAUUGCACGCGGGAUGCAUUACCUACACGAGGAAGCCGUGGUACCCAUUAUCCAUCGUGACCUGAAAUCUAGCAACAUUUUAUUACUUGAAAAGAUUGAGAACGACGACAUCGGGAGGAAGACCUUGAAGAUCACAGACUUUGGCCUCGCCAGGGAGUGGCACAAAACCACAAAAAUGUCAGCGGCAGGUACCUACUCCUGGAUGGCCCCCGAGGUCAUCAAGUCAUCUCUCUUCUCCAAAGGCAGUGACGUCUGGAGCUAUGGUGUCUUACUGUGGGAGCUGUUAACAGGGGAGGUGCCAUACCGAGGUAUAGACGGCCUGGCUGUCGCUUACGGUGUGGCAGUCAAUAAGUUAACUCUACCAAUCCCCUCCACUUGCCCUGAACCCUUCGCCAAGCUCAUGGAAGAGUGUUGGGACCAGGACCCCCAUGUGCGCCCCUCCUUCUCCUGCAUCCUGGAGCAGCUGUCAGCCAUCGAGGAGGCAGUGAUGGCGACCAUGCCCCAGGACUCCUUUCACAGCAUGCAGGACGACUGGCGUGUGGAGAUCCAGGAGAUGUUUGAUGAGCUCAGGACCAAAGAGAAGGAGCUACGUUCCCGGGAAGAGGAGCUGACGCGGGCCGCCCUCCAGCAGAAGUCCCAGGAGGAGCUCUUGAAGCGCCGGGAACAGCAGCUGGCAGAGCGGGAGAUCAAUGUGCUGGAGAGAGAGCUCAACAUCCUCAUUUUCCAGCUCAACAAAGACAAGCCCAAUGUGAAAAAGAGGAAGGGCAAAUUCAAACGUUCCCGCCUUAAACUGAAGGAUGGAAACCGCAUCAGCCUGCCCUCAGACUUCCAGCAUAAGAUCACCGUGCAGGCGUCGCCAUCAAUGGACAAGAGGCGGAGCCUUCAUAGCACCAGCUCCUCUCCUCCCAGCAGUCCCACACUCAUCCCUCGGCUACGAGCCAUUCAGCUUACUCAAGAUGAGAGCAACCGUACAUGGGGCCGCAGCACCCUCUUCAGGCCAGAGGAGUUCGAUGACGUGAAAAAGGGAAUCAAGAAGAAAGGAAGAACCUGGGGCCCCAGUUCUGUACAGAGCAAAGAAAGGCCUGCUGCUGCUGAGAGAGUGCGUCCUCUGUCAGACGGCAGUAACCCCUGGUCCACCAGCCUUGUGAAGUCCCAGAAGUCUGUCCCUCUCGCUGCCCUGUUUGCAGAACAAGCAGGGGCUGAAAAAGACGAGGCAUUCGUCCAGGAAUGUCCUGACAGCAGCUCCAAACCAAAGCAGCUCAAGUUCCCCAACCAGGUGUAUAUCGAUCUACCUCUGUGGAGGGACGAGCAGCAGCCUCAGAGCCCCAGCGGGCAUUGUGGGCCGGGAGAUUCCGGGGUCGGGGCAGCAGGUCAGGGUGGCCCACCAGAGACCCCAGACGACCCCUACACCACCACAUCCACCUCAUCCACUUCCACCACACCACAGCUCACCCCCACCAACAGCCUGAAACGAUCGUCAGCUCGCCGCAAGACUGACUCUGUGCUGUAUGGCUGCGGCUCGUUGCUGGCUUCAGUUGUGCUUGGCUAUGACAUCAGAGAGGCUCUCAAAAACUCAGCCCCUGGUGAAGAUUGCGAGCCCCAGCGCGAGGAGAAAGAGAAAAAGAAGAAGGAGGGCCUGUUUCAGCGUGCAACCCGGUUCCGACGCAGCACCUCGCCGCCAAGUGGUCGCUCCCGCAAAGACGAGGCCUCGUCAAACCACACCUCCACCCAACCUGUCAAUCUCAUCUCCAUGUCGGCCAUUAUGGAAUGCAACUCCACCAAGUGUCUCUUACAGUCUGAGGCGGAGGUGUCCAAGUCAAGCCCUGGAAAAGUUGAGCUUGUGGCUGUCAAUCAUCACACGGAGCCAUCCAGACCCGGCCCAGGAGCACCCACAGAAGGCCAGAGUAACAGGACUGCAGCUAAAACACAGACACCAGUGCAAACCCAAAGCCAGCCACUAGAGCAGACCAACCAUAAUACAGGAACACGACUACGCAGAAAGAAAUACACUACCAACCACAAUACCAAUGGCCCACCCACUCUUCCUCCUCCAGCCGCACAGAGGAAGCAGGAGAAAGAGAAGGAUGGAGCGCCAGAGAAGCCCACUGGCGGGGAGGCCUCCUCCAGACCGCGGCCAGUGUCGUUCCGGGCCAAACCCCAUGCCUGGGCCCUGCUGCGAGGACGCAACAAGAGCUACUCCCUGGGCCACUACUCUGGAGAGAAGACAGCACAAAACCUGAACAUGGUGCUGUCUUCUGAGGUGGGGGUGGGCUGCUCCCUGCUGGACAUGGACACAGAGGGCCAGAAACGAGACUGCACUGUGCCGCUCUGCCGCAUUCAGAGUUCCCCGGCACGGCCCUCCGUCUUCGAGCUGGAGAAGGAGUUCCUCUCUUAGUAGCCUUGAGAAGUGAUCUGCUGUGGUCAUAGUUCAUCCCAUGCAAUCUAGAGCUUUCCAGAACAUACAGAAUUUUUGGCCUAGAACUCCUGGAGGGUUUAGAACCAGGCUGCCUUUUUAAAAAGUUCUAUAACAUAGAACCCAGCUUUGUCUUAAUUCUAGAACAUAGUGAUGCCAAUGUUCUAGAGCAUAACCAAGUCUGAGACGUCUAGGACAUCCGUGUCACAGGGGUUCUAGAAUGCGCACCCUUAUCUCAGUUUGAGAACGGUCUUUCUGUGUGUGAGGCCUUACACACUGCUGUGUCUCAUUUUAGAACAAACAUACUCAUAGUUCUGAAACCUGACCAGAACUUUGCAGAGCUGGAUCAGCAGUUCUUCCUCUGAUCCCCUGGUGCUCGACUGCCACCUUUGUUUUGCUCAUCUCUCUCUCUCUGUCUCUCUGUCUCUCUGUCUCUCUCUCUCUCCCUCUCUCCCCCUGUCACCCUCUUCCUUUCUCAUUCUGUCGGUGCAGCUAAACGUUGACCGCUGCUGCAGCUUUCGCAACACAAUACCCUCACCUUUUUAUUUAUAUAUAUAUUUUUAUAGGUAAUUUAAUAUGAAAAGACUUGACCUUACCUUAGCAACCAGCAGGACAUACAUUCCAUGUCAGUUUCAAAGUUGUGUGAUCACGCUUUUAGAUUUUUUGACUUGAGAAUCAUGCAUGCACGUACCCUUAAAAUGUUGAACAAAAAAAAAAAAAUCAUUAUGCCUUGUUUGUAAAUAUUUCUUUUUAUCCAUCAUCAGCCUAAUGCUGGCAGUUGUUUUGUAUUACAUAUAUGCUGUUUUAUGACUGUUUUAAGAGUCAGCGAUCCUGCAGUACAGUUUGUGCUCUAGGGACAGGCUACAUACUGGAUCGUAGCAGGGAUGCAAGUAUGUUUCCUCCUAGAAUGCCCUGAAGAUUUUAGAGAUCGAGGUAGAAAAACACUGGAAGUCUUACAAAACAGACUUGGAAUCUUUUCGCUUAAAAGUUGGAUUAAGAUUUACAUGACUGUUGUGGUCAUGUUUUGCUAAUAUGGAUUUUUUCUAAGAGUAUUUAUAGAAAGGUUUCUUUGGUUAAUAUUUUUGUAUACUCAGCACACUGCAGCAGAGUGGAGGGUGGGGGGACUUCAGCCAUGAAUGUUCAUGUCAGGAAAACCUACCCCAAAUACUGAAUUUAUAAUCUAAUCCCCUCGAUGGCAGCUGAUUCGCUGGACCUGUUAUGGCACAGGAUGAUAUCACGUUUAGGUUGUGACAGAUUACCACAUAGCCCGGGAGCGGCCACACGGGAGAACUUUUAUUUUAAGACACUGUUGGAAACAUUGAGUGCACAAAAUGGCAAUACCUGUACUGUAAACCAGACUGACCCUGUGCCUUCAAGUACUAAAGAUUGUCAUUAUGUCUAAUUCAUGUCCUAAUUUUAUUAUGUGCACACUAUUUUGUAAUUUAUGCA